Messenger RNA from Fonsecaea monophora, 5628 nucleotides. RefSeq lists its product as hypothetical. Lineage: Eukaryota; Fungi; Ascomycota; Eurotiomycetes; Chaetothyriales; Herpotrichiellaceae. Gene Ontology annotation, biological process: proteasomal ubiquitin-independent protein catabolic process. The record is from RefSeq and is a predicted model, not a curated record. Bases 1 to 5628 code for a protein of 1875 amino acids. The transcript has 3 exons. Gene Ontology annotation, molecular function: peptidase activator activity; proteasome binding. Gene Ontology annotation, cellular component: nucleus; cytosol.
AUGGCGAGUCCUCUCGAGGAGCUUCUCACAGCGGCGGCAAAUGACCCCGACAGAGACGUGCAGCCCACGUACGACUUUGUCGGAAACCUCUGUUACCGUACCAAGGGAGAAGCCGACCGACCAGCUGGGCUCAAGACCAUUCUGGAAGGGCUCUACUUAUCCAUCACGACAGAGAACUAUGAACAUGCUGAAAGGUGGACCGACGCCCUCGAGGUCUGGAUGACUCUGGAACACAACGUGCCGCGAAAAGUGCGUGUAGCGUUGGUCAAGAUAUACUACGACUUGGCCUUGACGCCCGGUAUGGAUUCGAGUGCGGCGCAAGUGUUUUGCGACAUGGUUCCUCGCCUUGUCAACAACGUCGAGGGCGAACUCUGUCUCGACCCAGGAAAAGAUCUCACCCUGGAUUGGCGGACGCUUUUCGAACGAUUGAAGCACGACUAUCUUCGAACCUACAGCACCAUUCUGAAUCCAAUCGACUAUGACGACCUCGCCCUCGUCGCGCGAUACUUCUUUGAUCCAGGGGAGAGGCUGGCGGUGGCCGAGGAAAUUCUGCCCUACUUCGACACGGGUGAUUCUCAGGCCGCAGUUAGGGCAGUGAUUAUGAUGGCGUUGAUGUCUCCGACGCAGCCUGCUCCAGAAGCGUCCUCGGACUGCCAGCCAUCCAGUCUUUUACCCAUGCACUUUUCUCUCUUCGCCAAGCUGUUCCGGACGCAAGUCGCCACCGAAGUCCUGAUGCGGAUCGUGUCACCACUCGCCCAAAAUCACUUGACAUGCAAACAUGUCCCCUUUGGGGCUUUUGGCAUUUUCGACGAGAUGCAGUCCCGCGAGUUAUUUGCCGCCAUCUCGAGACUCGCCCUGAUCGACGACAGGAGAUCCGACGAUUCUUUCCACGACGGGUCUCUCUCUUGGCACCGCCGAAUGAGGGCCGCUCGGAACGCUGCCGAUUGGAUCGUCUUCUCGCUCUCACCCCUGUGCUCUGAGAAGCAGAACUCAAUGUUGUCGGGCCUGGAAAGCCUCAUCGCAUCCAUCACCGUCUUGUACCACCCCAAUUCCACCAUACUCGCGCAGUUGGACUUUAUCACCAACCUCCUUUGGUACAUCAUUCACAGCUUCUGCAAGCGAUACCACCGAGAGCAGAGCGGGGAGCUCGAUACCCCGGCGGAACGGCGAAUCAACGACGAGUUGAGAGGAGCGUUUGUCCGUUUGCUGAGAGAUCCGAUUCUCGCGGGCUGCUUCUCCAUGUGCUCGGACACCCGCUUCAACUGUAGCAAUGCCGUCAAGCCGCUGGCCGACCUCGAGCCAGGUCUCAUCAUCCCGACCGCCCUGCAACGCUUCUACGCCAGCCAUGACAGCAUGGUCGACGGCGACGCGGCGGAAUUUAGCAUGCGGCUCUUGGUGGUGCUCGGCAGCACCAUUGCACGGGAAAAGGGACUGCGAUGCCACCUGCCACACCUCAUGAAUCUCGCCCUCUCCGGCAUCAACGCAAGCCGCCCGGAUCUGACCAGGGCUAGCUGCCAGUUCAUUCGGGUGGUGACUUGCGACCCCCCGGCUCCCCAUCUCCAAUUCGCCAAGCCGGGCACGGGCAAACCCAAGCAUCCUGAUGCGGCCAAAGCCUGGAAAGCCUGGAUCAAGGGUGAAAUCGAACGCCUGAACGAUGGGGGUUCUGUCAUCGAUCUGGACUAUCGCAAACAACUCUCGGACGAGGAAGAGAUCGACCUGCUUCAGUCCGGCUUCAGCAGCGUCGAAGACUUCACCUUGCGGCUCCUGAAAUGCGUGUUCAAGUUUGCGUCCGACGCCUUCCACUCCGACUUCGUGGCCGAGCACGCCACCGGAGCAGACCGGAACGAGGCUGAGCUGGAUGUCCUCGAGGCGGUGCUGUCUUGCUUUAUGUCGUUGCCGCCCGAGAUGCUCGAAGAAGCCAUGCUGGCUCUGAGCAAACAUGUCUUGUCAGAUCCCAUUCCCGAAGCAAAGAAUCUGAUUUCAUCAAUUGUCGUGUAUGCUGUGCGAGCCGACCCGAAGAGCGGCCUCCGGAUACUUCUGCCCGCGCUGGUCCAUCGUAUCCAUGACAUCAUCAAAGAACACUGGAUCGAGCCGAGAGUCAAACGUUGCAACAUUUUGGCUGCGGACGACUACCUCAACUAUCACGUGGAGGUCCUCGGCUUCUGCCUCAUGCGCGGCGGGUCCGAGCUUCUCGCCUACAAGGACCAGGUGCUGGAACUCACGCGCUUUGCACGGGAUCAGUGUGGGUCACGCGCGUGUGCCCUCUGCGCGAGGCUCAAUGACUGCAUGGUCACCGGCUUGGUGGAGACCUACCCGAUGACGUGUGCGGUCACUUAUGAUGGCCAGGGUGAGGUGGCGACGACGGCUGUCGCAUGGCACACGCCCUCACCCGACGAGCUUCGAGCGGCCUGCGAGGUGUUCACGUCGGAAACAGUCUGGCUUGGAGAAACGAUAGAUGCCCUGAUGGAAGAUUACCCCACUUCGGCCAAGGAGCGUGGGACCUGGGGCCAAAGCCUCACCCAGGCCGUCAAGUACCUCAACAACAUUCUUUGCGGCAUGUCGCCCGUGUUCGAUCCAGGCCGCGAACCUGCUGCCGGCGGGAACGUCGGCAACCCCUGCGACGAGAACGCCAAAGGCGAGGCCGCGUUGGUCUCGGCGCAUGUGCAAGAGUUCCAUCGUGUGCUGGAGCCCGAUGACCCUCUCUAUGACAGCGUUCACCAGCGGCGGCGCGAGGUCGGGUUGCUGGCCGGCAAGAUCCACGCCUUCCUCCUCAAAUGCGAGGGAGAGCACGCCGAAUGCCUGCGCGAGGUGUAUAGGCUCUGCACUACCUUGAUUGGCGACGUCGGGCGAUGCCAUACGCAUCGGGACGCACGAGAGCCCCGCAGGGACCACAAACGCUGGGCGAAGCGCUUGGACGUCGAGGGACGCGCGCCAGCGCAUCCGCCGGCCAUCUGUGUCAUGCUCAUGGAACGCUACCAUGAAGAGAUGCAGGAAUUUGGAACCGGCUACCGCCACAUGGGUGAUCUCGAGAGGCGGGUGCUCGAGGACGUGACCGAAGGCUGCAGCUCCCCGUACGAGAGUGUCCGCAGCGCGGGGAGAUACCUUCUCGUCCUCGCGAGCGAGAUGCUGGUAGAUUCUGCCAAGUUCUUUCUUCCUCUGAUGCUGGCCAAGGUGCGCGAUCUCAUCAAGAGCGGGAACCACCGUGGGAUCGAAGGCGCGGUGCAAACGCUUGUCUGGGGGAUCCCUCUGUGGAAGCAGCAUUGUCCCUCCCUACUUCCCCAUCUGCUCGGCAUUCUGGCAACAACAGCCGCAAUGGAUGUGCCUCAAGUGGCUGGUAUUGCUGCCGUGGCAAAGGGGGGCUUGACAUACAUGGGUUGCCCCAAGUUCCGUGGACGGACCGUUUUCCCCAGGGACGGCAUCGCGGAAUCCAUCCGACCUGCCGGGGACUUUUCAGACCUGGCCGUGAGGGCGCACGAGCUCCAGCGUCAAAACAAGGACGAGGUACUGCAGAAGAUGGAGGACCUCGGCGUCGACUUGUUGAGGAUGAAGACGGACCCGCAGCUCUGUAUCCUCGCCAUCCCGGCCCUGAUCCUACCGAGCUUCGAUCCGCCUCCGGUCGAGCUCCUCUCCUUUCUCGCAGACAAUGCCGUCGCGGCAGACGCAAAACUUCGUCACCCGUGCAUCAGUAUGCUCGGUGAGGUGGGGAACAUGUUCCUACUGGGGAUACCCUUUGCUCACGACCUUGAACACUACAUCCGCACGCAGGGCUGCGGAGGAGGCGACCUGGUCCAAGUGGUCCCCAGCCGGGAUGUGGCGUGUGCGGAGCAAUACCUGACCGAGUAUGCAAAGCUCGGCGACGGCGAUGACAGUGGUGACGGCACCUUUUUCGAUCCUUCCUCCUAUGGGUCGCUCGUGUGGCCGGCUCGGUUCCACGCCUGGCGCAAAGACACGAAAUUGCCCACCGACGACCCGGAGAUGGCGCGAAAGGCUGCAUGCAUCGGAUCUCUCUUUACCAAAGAAUGGUUCGAAAAGUUCCUGUCCCAUUUGAAGCUGGAAGAAGAGCCCUGGGAGGGAGACAAGAACGGCCAAACGCCAGUGAUCUGGUCAAGCAACUAUGGACUCCUGAUCCAUGUCUUCCGGCUGAUGGAACUUGGGGCGACGGCCGCCAAGCUGGAGGACGUCGAAGAUCUGGUCAAGACGGCCCUCGAGGACGGCACAAAGAUAGGCCACCAUCUUGCGGCAGCGACCUUGCUCCUCGGCCUCCUGUGGGCCCCCAGGUCCAGCGCCUUCCGGAGCCGAGUAUUGAAGACGGCGGAGCCCUUGCUGAUCGACAUCCUGGAGCACAAGAUGUCCCUGGCCGGCGGGACGUGGGCCAUGUUUCUGCGCCGGCUCAUCAAAAACCGCGACCCACGACGGGUUCCAGGGUUGGUGCGGCAUGUCAGUUCCCUCCAGCUCGACGUCGAGGACGCGGCGCCCAAUAACAAUGCGAAGCUCGAUACGAUCCAGACUGUGCUUCGUUAUCAGGGGUGGCGGUUCCGUCAAGACAACGACGUCUUGUCCAUGCUUCUGGGAGCGAAAGAUGUCAUCACGAACGUGGAGGUCUCUGCCUCACUCGGCACCACGUUGGCGCUCAUCUACACCCCGAGAUUCCACGAUUCGUGGACCGACGUCCGCACCAUGAUCGCGGCAAACAGAGACGCGUCGUCCUUCGGCAUCCGCCCGUAUGAGCCGAGAAACGAGAUACGGGACACGGUCAGCAAAAUAUUCGAGAGGGUUUCGGCGCUGCGAAAACAAGAGCCGAUCCCUCAUCGCGAAUACCAGAGCGCAACGUCGGUGGCGCUGGCCUUCGUCUUUGGCAUGUUCGAAACCAACGCGUCCGGCGUCCUCGUCCACAUGGUCGAUCUGAUCCUCGACGAUCUCUUUUUCAUGCUGGAUGCCAAACUCCCCGAAAAGUCGGAGCUGGAAGUGCUCGCAACCUCGGCGCUGGAGAAGCUGUGCCGUCUCCCGUUUCGCGGCGACGACGAGCCCGCGGCUUUCUGGAAAGCCAUCGUGAACAAGGCGGGAAAAUCCGAGCCGAUCACCCACCGCAAAGCGGCCAUGAGCAUGAUGCGCGAGCUGUACCUCCGACGACUGUUCACCAGCACGCCGGACGAACAGAGGGGGGCUCUCCAGGCCGUGAGCGACAAGAUCCAAGAUUCCGAUUCGAAGAUCCACACCAAGGCCGCAGAGACCCUGAAGCACCUGCUCUCUCGCAGUCGCCUCACCGUGACGGGGCCCAUCAUCAACGACAUAGUCGACCACAGCGUAGAGGCUCUGCGAGCCACGGCGAUCAAGGACAGCGUGCGUCUGGCCGCGGUCUGGAGGCUGAGCGCCACGGUCUCGGCGUACCCCCAUCUGAUAGAAGCGCCGAAAUGGAUGGAGAAGGCGAUGACGAGUCUCGUCCACGAGGCCCAGCUGCACAGCAGCCUCUCGACAAACAUCGCCAGGACCACGGUCCGGGAUUUCAAGGAGGCCAAGCGGACACAAUGGGAAACAGUGACAAAGGCGCUAAUUUCUCGCCCGCAGCACUUGCCGGAAAAACUCGUGCUCGAAAUGCAGGAAAUGAUGGGACCGUCCUACUACGCCUAG